AUGGGUAAGACUGACACCAUUCAUGCGCCACAAGCGGACCACUAUGCCAAAGCCGAGGCCCUGGCGAUGCAAGCAGGGACAGUGGCAGCUCCUCCUCCUGACCGCAGCCCUGUUGAGGAGGUGCUUGGUGGCCCCUUGAUGCUUAAUGGAGUGUCUGCCAGUGAGUAUCCAGGCGUAAAAGUCCUUGCUGACGGUACCGCAGAACCUGACCAUGGACAAUACCCAGCGUCUGAAGUUCCUCCUGCGGCUUCUCCUUCCCCUUCGUCAGGUUGUACUGAAGGAGGAUGCAGUAGUGGCGGUGACUGUGGUUUAGUGGCCUUCUCAGUGGCACGUGCUAAGUACAAGCAUAGGAAGGCAGGCACCACAGGGACACAGGUACUUUUUGAUAAGGUGUUGGCGAGUGUCGGGCCGGGAUUCAACCACACGGGGGGGUAUCUGCGGUGUGAAUGUCCCGGCUACUACCACUUCUCCUUCCACGGUGUGUCUCCGCUCCAGGGCAGGGCCAGGCUGGACUUGAUGAGGAACAGGCAGAGGGUGGCGUCGACGGAGGCUCAGUAUUAUGGGUUCGGCUCAGGCUCCAACACGGCCAUCAUUCACCUGCAGAAGGGAGACAUCGUGUACGUGUACCUGGCCCAGGGCUUCCUGUACGAGAAUGACGCCAGGUUCAGGGGCUACGCAUCUUUCAGUGGGUUUAGGCUCCAGGGCUGA
Molecule: messenger RNA, 708 nt
Organism: Portunus trituberculatus (swimming crab)
Lineage: Eukaryota; Metazoa; Arthropoda; Malacostraca; Decapoda; Portunidae
Product: complement C1q tumor necrosis factor-related protein 4-like
Exons: 5
Coding region: 1-708 (235 amino acids)
Molecular function (GO): protein binding
Source: RefSeq, a predicted model, not a curated record